GAAAUAAUAUUUUAAAGAAAUAUAUAAAAAUUGUUUUAAUAAGAUACUAUAUAUAACGGUUUUGUUCGCCAAUUGUAUUGAUCAGAUUAUUUUCAUUGAAUUUCAAUUAAUUAAUCUCGUUAAAUUAAUUGACUUUCCAAUUAACAUGACACAAUCGGCGUGUACAACUGACCCAGUGUGUCCGCCAAUGAAGUAGGUCGAUCAAUAUUAUAUCGGAGGAAGGGAUAUAGAGGUGGCAGUUUUCUCAUACGAGAGGUGGUGACCACCCUUCUUCACUGAGGGGAGAUGCGCGUGUGGAAAUUACUUUCAGUGCGCGGCGGAAAAUUCGUUCACCCAAAACAUGUCGUCGUCUUCUGGCGAGGAUCGUCCCACGAUCGUAGAUGUGCCGGAGAAUCGUUACGACGAUGCGAUCCACCAUCUGAAAUGGAACUUCUUCGCCGAUGAGCCGCUCAACAAUGCCGUAGGACUUUGCGCGAGGGGGGAAUCCCAACGCGAACUUGAGCGACACUGCCUUCUCACCUUGAAGCAGGGUUACUCCAGAAUGCUAGUGGAUAAGAAGGGAGCGAUAGUGGGAAUGGCACUAAACGGUAUCCAGAAAAAAGGUGAACGUGAGGAGGCAGAACGGCGUCUCGACGAAUUGAAUGACGAAAAGUUCAAGAUGAUCUUCAGACUGCUCUAUAAGGUGAAUGAGAAGGUUGAUUUGUUCGCCAAGUAUGAUGUUGACGAAUUAUUUGAGUGUCGGAUUCUCAGCGUUGACGCAGAUCACCGCGGCAAAGGCUACGCCAAUAUGCUCAUGGAAGACAGCCAACAAAUCGCCAAAAAUGCUGGUUUUAAGGUGUGUAAGGCUGACGCGACUGGUGCAUUCUCACAGAAGGUCUAUGAGAAGUACAACUUCAAGGUUGAAGCAGAAAUUCCGUACACGGAACUAGACGAGUCUGUUAGACCAGCACCGCCUCAUCAAGCGUUAAAACUGAUGGUGAAACUGCUAAACUAAAGAUAAAAUAUGAAAGUUGUUUGCUCUGAGAGCAAACUUAAUUAAAUUAAACCGUCAAAAUGCGAAAGCGCAAAGCGCAUAGUAGAUAAAAGGUAUGUGUAUCGUCGUGACAAUAACAGCUCUAUUAAUACAUGUCUCGGUGUCGCGAAUGAUGUGACGUCUUCUCAUAGAAUAUUUUAUCUCAAAGCAAAAUGAGAGAAGAGUAUAUCAUGCGUUUCACGUAAUACGUGGUGAAAAUGGUAUUCGGUAUUACUGCCCCUCGUAUGUGUUCCGAAUGAGGAGUCAUCAUUAAAAAAAGGAGAAUGAUUCAUCAUGGUGAAAUUAAAUGAUCUAAUGUGGUGAACAGACAGAAUUCGCUAAAAGUCUAUCAUAUUCGGAUCUUCUAUUUACUCAGAACUCGACUAAAAUAGACUAGUCAAAUUAUAGCGAAACAAAGAACAUAUAAGUACGAAAUAUAAAAUUAUGUUCCGUAAUUAUUUAACUCUCAUAUUAUAAUGUUAAACCAUGAACGUUCAAAGCGAACACAAGUACCAAUCAGAUUUAAUUUAACGAGAAACAUAAAUUGUAUAUAAAAAUCUUUCUAAGAAUCUCUCGUUAUAUUGCAAUUUUAAUACAUUUUUAAGAAAACAAAAAACUUUAAUAUUAUCAGUUCUACUAUAUUACUCAGUUCAGCAAUAUUAUAUGCAUUGUGAUUAUUAUACGCGUACGCAUGUACGUGUAUGUGCAUAUUUUUCGUAAUUAAUUCAUAAAGAAAUACAAUGAUAAGAAUGGCAUAAUCCAUAUAUGACAGGGAUUUAGAGAAGAUACUUGAGGAUUAAAAAAAAUUAUUUAUCGCGUACAGCAAAGUAUCAACAAUAGAGAAAGAAAGAAACAAAAGGAAAGUCGCAAAAUAUCAAAUACUGUUCUAUUUUAGGGAGAAUCUCGUAGUUCGCUGAUAUCACUGUAAGAAAUAAUCUAUAAAGUGCAUAAACGUCCAGUUACAUCUUUUUUCCCUUCCUGUCUUUCUUCCUCACAUAAUCAUCAGCGAAGUGCAGAGAUGUGUGAUCUUCUCUCUUUCAACUUAUAUAUUUAUUACGUUCUAUCGAAAGUGGCGAUACGGUCGCAAUACAGAAGUGUUAUUCUGGAUAUAAUAAACGGGUCCACAUAUAUAAAAGUUAUUUGAAAAGAAUAAAAGAUAUUUUUGUCGGAGAAAACGUUAUGAAAGAGAAUAUAUAAAAUAUAUGCAAGUUAUUUUGUAAGAACAUCCGUUAAAUGCAAAUUAUAACGCGGUUUAUAAUGAUUUGUAUUGCGUGAUGUAUAUCCUUAAAAUAAUAAAUUUCUAUUUCGUAGCAAUUGAAA
This is a messenger RNA of Monomorium pharaonis (pharaoh ant), 2332 nucleotides long. It is a transcript of the gene AANATL7, whose product is annotated as dopamine N-acetyltransferase. Bases 341 to 994 code for a protein of 217 amino acids. The record is from RefSeq and is a predicted model, not a curated record. Gene Ontology annotation, molecular function: N-acetyltransferase activity. NCBI's taxonomy places the organism in Eukaryota, Metazoa, Arthropoda, Insecta, Hymenoptera, Formicidae. The transcript is spliced from 3 exons.